AUGGCAAAAUGCACCAAGAAGGUUGGAAUCCUGGGCAAAUACGGGACCCGUUAUGGUGCCUCCCUCAGGAAAAUGGUGAAGAAAAUUGAAAUCAGCCAGCACGCCAAGUAUACCUGCUCCUUCUGUGGCAAAACCAAAAUGAAGGGAAGAGCUGUGGGCAUUUGGCACUGUGGUUCCUGCAUGAAAACAGUAGCUGGUGGUGCCUGGACCUACAACACCACUUCUGCUGUCACAGUAAAGUCUGCCAUCAGAAGACUGAAGAAACUGAAGGACCAGUAGGAGCACCACCAUUUGAUAAUGUUGCUAGCCUAUA
Molecule: messenger RNA, 313 nt
Organism: Cervus elaphus (red deer)
Lineage: Eukaryota; Metazoa; Chordata; Mammalia; Artiodactyla; Cervidae
Product: 60S ribosomal protein L37a-like
Exons: 1
Coding region: 1-279 (92 amino acids)
Biological process (GO): translation
Cellular component (GO): ribosome
Molecular function (GO): structural constituent of ribosome
Source: RefSeq, a predicted model, not a curated record